Pararge aegeria (speckled wood butterfly) is the source of this 7322-nucleotide messenger RNA. RefSeq names its product double-stranded RNA-binding protein Staufen homolog 2 (gene stau). Lineage: Eukaryota; Metazoa; Arthropoda; Insecta; Lepidoptera; Nymphalidae. The record is from RefSeq and is a predicted model, not a curated record. Bases 148 to 2793 code for a protein of 881 amino acids. The transcript has 19 exons.
AACAUGGCCGCAUGUUGAACGAAACGAUUUUCUUUACUGUUUGCCAAAUAAAACAAUAUUCGCGUGUAUUGUGAGCGGAUUUAUGUCGAUUGUGAAGCCGAAGACUUGAAUAAUUUGUGAGGCAUAUUUACGGCUGCGAUCGCUACGAUGAUGCAUCACCCGAACAUGCAUCAUCAGCCGAUGUCCGGACACCCGCCGCCGCCGCAGCACAUGUCAGGGCACCAGGGCAUGCCGACGCAUCACCAGAUGCCGCCCCACCAAAUGCACAGAGAGAACAGGCAUGUAACACUAACUAGGGUGCCGAUGGGUCCCUCUCAGGCCAGCGGCAUGGGCGGUCACGGGCAAAUGGGCGGCAUGGGCACCAUGCCAGUCCCGCAGCACCACGCGCCCACGCAGCGCCCACCGCACCCUAUCCGGCCCAUGCACCACCCGUCAUCACAACACCACUCUGUGCCGCCGAGGCAGAUGGGCGACAUGGGCUCUGCUUCAUCGCAGCGCGCGCCGCUAACUAACCGGCUCUUGCGCAACCCGCCUACGUCACAACCAACUGCGCUGACGCAACAGAACCGUCUCCGCCGCCCGUACUCAGUCGGCGGAGGCUACGGCUCCAGCUCGGUGCCCAACGCCAUGCCGCCGCCAUACGCGCAGCCUCCGCCGCAGCCGCAGACCACCACGCCACAGAGUCACAAUGGUCUGACCAGGCCAUCGUCACCAAAACUCACGGUGCCAACAAAACUAAAGCCAGACUUUGUGACGGCACCAGCACCACCCAAAACAAUAAACUCCGCGCCAAACAACACUCUAGACGCAAAAGAGGAGAGCGGGACAGUAAUACCCAGCGGGUCGGGGGUGGGAGCGGGUGCGGCAACAGAAGUGGAGGACAAGAAAGAGAAACACGCGGCGACGGGCGAGGGCGAGGCGCGCGCCGCCGCACCGGCCAACAGUAAAGAGAAGACCCCUAUGUGCCUGGUCAACGAGCUGGCCAGGUACAAUAAGAUUAAGCAUCAAUACCGCCUAACAUCAGAAACGGGACCCGCUCACAAGAAAGUAUUCACAGUUACACUCCGAUUGGGUGACACUGAGGAAUACACGGCUGAGGGGUCGUCGAUAAAGCGCGCACAGCACGCGGCUGCGAGUGCGGCGCUGGGAGGGACGAGAUUCCCUCCCCCGCCGCCCCGCGCGCUGCCCUCACACGCGCACCACGCCUCGCACCACCGACACGCAGGUGCUGUAAUGCCAACAGUAGAACUCAACGCGUUGGCGAUGAAGCUGUGCCAACCUGCUAUAUACACGUCUGUGCCAGCAGUUCCGAGACCCCGUCCACGACUACCUUACCGUCUGCCCGCGCCCUUCGUGCCGCCGUACCCACACGCAACGCAGGGCCACACGCCAAGGGUUUUGGACCCGGGCUCAUUACUAUACAGAGUGCGCCUGAGUGUAGGCGGUCGGUCGUGGGUCGGCGAGGGUGCGACUCCGCAGGGCGCGCGACACGACGCGGCGGCGCGCGCCCUACAGGACAUGCGACCCUCCAGCGGCAACGAAAGUGAUAAUGACUCGGGAUCGGACCUACUAAAUUCAGAAGUCAAAUCGCCGGUGUCGUUGGUGCACGAGUUAGCGCUGAAACGAAAUCUUAGUGUGCAGUUCACAGUCAAAUCCGAGCGAGGACCACCGCACAUGAGGGUAUUCAUAACAGCGUGCACGGUGGGCGAUAUGGAGACAGAGGGCGAGGGCAAUGGCAAGAAAGUGUCCAAACGUCGCGCGGCGGAGCGUAUGUUAGAAGAGAUGCGGCGGCGCUGGCCGCCCGCAUUGUUACGUGCGCGCCCGCCCGCCGACCGGCGACGCCACGCGCCCACUAAGAAGAAGCCUAGGAACCUCAUCAAGGAGGGCGGGGCGGGCACGGGUUCGGGCAGCGAGGGCAACGGAUCGUGUACAGGAGGAGUCAUGGGUUUAAAUGUAGCUAACGGCACGAGCGGCGGCGCUGACAACCCUAUAUCGCGGCUGGCCGUCGCCCGGCACGCGGCCCGCGCUCGCUCGCCGCAGUACCGCGUGCUGGAGGAGAGGGGCGCCGCGAGACGGCGCGAGUUCUUAGUUCAAUGUGAGGCGCCCCCGCACUGCGCUACAGGACUGGGGCCCAAUAAGAAGGCGGCCAAGCGACGCGCUGCGCACAAUGUCUUGCUGGCGAUGGAGUUGGGCACCAAUUCGAGCGAUCAGACAACGUUAAGUAACAACGCUGACGUUAUCAACAACGGAACGGGAGAUGCCAACAAGACCAACAACAUUGAUGUUAAACGAAAGGAAAACGAGGCAAAUUCUGGUUUAGCCAAUAGCGAUGUCCGACAACCGGUCCCUGGCGUUCUUAUGAUGGACUAUCAUCAACGUACCGGACAACCCUCUCAACCUAAUGGAGUGAGCGAGACGAGUGCUACGGGUGGCGUGACGCCAUCUGUGGGCGCCUUGGGUGUGAGCGGCACUGCUGCCGCGGGCCCCGGUACGCUCUCGCCUGGCGCCAAGGACCAACUUAUGUACCUGUCGCAACUGCUGGGCUUUACUGUUCAGUUCUCCGAUUUCCCUAAGCGCAACCACGGCGAGUACCUGUCGCUGGUGUCUCUGUCUACGGAGCCGCCGGUCAUGUGCCACGGCGGCGGUGCGUCCACCGCGCACUCGCACGAGCAGAGUGCACGCGCGGCAUUGCGCGCACUGGCACUCAUGGGUCUCGAGGCGCCCGCCAUCGGAAACAAGCAGAGCCCUGGGCCAGGCAAGCCCGGUGCGAUUAGUACCGGCAGCGGGGACUAAGCCUUCCCUCACACCCCCACCCCUGCAGUAGCGGUUACCCCCCCUCGCAAUAUUAAACACGUGUGAAUAUCUCACGGCGCGAAAUAAAUCCAUCGAAACGUCUUCUAUACUUGACUGCUAUAGUUUGUUGCACAGCUAAUGGGUACAGAGUCAUGCCAGAUAGAAUAAUGGCAAAAAAGUAUGAAUACUGAUUAAUUAAAUCAUAAAACAUUUAUAUGUGACAUAUUUGUUUAAGACUUAUACAGUUUUGUCUAUUACAAGAUGCUUUAUAUGUUAUAGUAUAUUUAUUGCUUGAUUGAUAAGUUGUGUUCGGUGACCUUAUUUAAUAAAUCUAUACGAUGGCUUUCGCUAGACCAUUCUUCAGAUGGUCCGGGCCGACAAAACUAACUUUAAAUGUUGUCUAUAAUAAAUAAUAGAUGAUGCAUUAAUCAUUGAAUAAUUCAACGAUAUUAUUUUAUUGCGAAGUUAAUGAUAUUUAUUUUUUUGUAUUCUUAUUCGAUAGGGUUCUGCCCAAAAAUAACUUCUUUCUUAACACAUCCCAAUCUAGUGGAUGGAUCUAAUUAGUAAAUUACGCCCUAUGUAAUCUCCAUUGUACCCAUCAGCUGUGAAACAAUCCAUAAUUUUAUUUCGUACUUACCGCAAGCUAUGACAUAUUCACAAUGACAUUUAGUUGAUCUCGGGUCAUGCAACAAGUUUAGUUUCUUUUGUUUUUUUUUUUUAAUAUAUUCCUAUUGUUUUAGAAAUACAAAUAUGUAUAUUUUUUUUGUUAUAGUUCGCGAUCUGUAGUGUAUUUUAUAUUGAACACGAAACGACUCCUGACGAUAAAUUUACACAAAUUUACAACCUAGGUGCGAAGUAUUUAUUAUAAAAAAAAAAGUAAGCUGCGACUAUUUUAAGAAAGUAAUAUAUAAGUCAUACGUAGGAUUAAUUAAGUAAAUUACACGCCAGAAAUACAGCUAUCUCGUUAUUUAUUUAGCUAGUGAUCGCGUAGAAAAGUAUCGGUAAAUUAUGUAGAACCGUUAUGUUAUAACGUAACGUAACAUGAGGCUGUGAAGCCAAACCAAAACGGUCAAUAUCGAUGCGGCGACUGCCGGCGCUUAUGACGUCAUAAGUAACGAUAUGAAAUAUUUUAGCGUAGGAUCGCACUAGGGACAUGUUGCACGACAAAAUGGGAUAAAAAUAGCUCAGCUACACACACUGCUAAUUGCUUAUUCUAUUAUUGCUAUAAUUGCUAGUUCGCGUUUAUUUUUAUUUAAAACAUAUUAAAUUGCAUUUUUUAUAGAAAUGCAUUUAAAAUAACAAAUAUUACAUGCAAAAGAUAACUAAAAGACGUCAGACAUGUAGGAAUCGUCCACUCGUUAUUGCAAUUUUUUGGCAAGUUUGACAAUUCUUGCAUGAAGAAGUGGCGAAUUUUGCGUCACACAAAUUUAUUACGCGCUCAGUAGCUAUGAUUUCUAAAUCAAAACAAAAACUAUUUCUUUAAAGAGCAAAGAUUAAAUUUUAUCUAAAUAAUAGUGUAGUAUCGUCGUUUUUUAAGAUAUGCAUGCUCGCGACCUAAAGUUUCGAGUAUGAAAUAUUAUGUGAAGUAAAUUGGACCUCAAAGUUCCUCUUUUAGAAGUCUUACAUUAUUAGCUAAUAAAGAGCACUGGCUGGAGAAGUUUGGACCAUCUUAAUCUUUUAGUGAAGGUAAUUUAGGUCCAUUUUUCUCUGAUUACUUAGAUUUUCGGUAACGAUCUCUGCGUGCAUGUAUAUUGCGUACAAAAGAUGACAGUAGACCUAGACAAAAAUAACAUUAAGGACUGCAGGAUUAGAAAUAAUAAUAAUAAUAGUAUAGUAAUAAAAUGUCAUUUUUAUAAAAAUUAGUAUUUCCUCUUAUAGAAAAUGUUUUUGUGUACUACCGAUAUCGAAUUAGAAUUGGUUUGAGAAACGGAUAGAAUAAGACAAUAAUUGUCCUGAGACCACGAACGGUAAUAAGGGCACUGUAGCCAGAGGGGAAGUCGUGAAACAAAAAGUCCCUGGUGUGACGAAGCUCUAUAAGAGUGGCGGUUAUAUAUGAUUAUUUGUAAGCUCAUAGAGAUAGAGUAACGUAUAGCGAUAGUUAGUUUCCGCGCGCCGGGGGUCGCCCGCGAGUCCGAAGUUGCAUCAUGCGGCCAUGGUGACAUCUUAGGUAAGUAGUGACUAUAGUUCGUUUCAAAUAGCUUGUCCCUUUUCACACAUUAUUAUAGUAACGUACGUAUACAACAUACAUUUAAAUCCUAUACAUAAUAAUAAUAUCGAUAAUUUCACAAAUGGAAUAUGACUCAUGAAACAUUGUUUUGAAUAUUUGGCUAAUUAAUAACUUGGAUAAAAAAUUGGCUAUCGAAAUGUUAAUACGUAAUUUUCGAAAACGACAAGUCGAUUGGAUUUAUAUCUUCCUAAAUAUUAGUCACAUAAUUUUUUAAUUGGUUUAGCGUCCAAUUUUGCCCAUACAAAAUUCGGGUUGUAUGGUUUGUCCUGAUUUUGCUUAACUUAGCGCAGUAAUACAUUCAAAAUACCGCGAACAGUUAGUUUGGAGUUUUACUAUUUAGCGCAGGGUUGUGGCGAACGCGACAUUCUUUGCAACGACGAUUAAUGUUUAAUGUUCUUUAUACUUACUUUUAAUACUUCGUGAUCGCCUCUUCGCAAGCGCUAAAAAAUAGUUUGUGUCUCUUUCAUUGCACGUUAAAUUUGCAAAGUGCUGGUUUGGCACACAUGAAAGCCAAAGGGAGAAAAAAAAUAGUACGUUAACUCUGUUAAUAAGUUUAUAGUGGUAUGCUAUAGACACGUCAAAAGGGAACAGCUAUGUGAAAUGAACGGAUAGUGAUCGCCUCAGCCCUCGGCCUGCAGUGCGCACGCGCCCGCCUCGCUGCGACGCGACCUUCGGGGGAUGUGGCGAUUAACGUGUGGCCUCGAUUUUUAACAUGUAUUACUUAGAUUAGAUGUAUGUUCAAGAGUUUUCCCUGACCCUAAACUAUGAAAUGUGGAAUUUUAGUAAAUAAGUCAGGCACAUUUGAGUAUUUCCGUUACGUGUUCGUUGAGGGGUAUCCAUAACCAGCUGUGGACUAGCCGUUAUACAUCCCAAUAUCAUCUAUAAAUUCAGUAUCAAAUACAUAUUAUCAUUAUUUUGACUUCUAGAUUAUCCAUUCUAUCGAACUUCGAGUUCUUUUUGACAUGGACUAAAUCCAGGCGGAACCAAACUGCGUUAUUGUGCUCUAUUCUUUAUGCGGCUUAUUUGUCUGCAUUCGGUGAAGUGUGUCGGUUUUUUGACACAUAUCAAAGGAGACAAAUACGCUUAAUACGCGCUUAGACAUCCCACAUUUCGGCCUCUCGUUUGAUCAAUUGCAUUGAUAAAAUAUAAGUUGCCAAACAUCUUGAGCAGCAAAAUUUCUAUCUACUCUGCGUUGCGGGUGCAACGGCAGAGUAUCGUAUCGUGCGCGUGAUUGGUAGAUUCGUCGAGUUUUGUAGACUGCUCAUACUUCGAUCACUCACAUGAUCACUUGCAGCAUGCUGGCUUGUAGUACGGUCAUGAUUGGCAAACAUCACUUAUUUGGCAUAUACGGCAUACCGGCACAAAAUGAUGACAUGAAUGUUUGCUGUUCGCACACAUAACAUAUAUUAUUGCGAAUACCGCGUAGUCGCAUAACAGCGCAUAUUACUGCAGCGUGGUUCCACCAUUUAGAGAAGCGCAGUAGUCGCGAAGAGAAGACACUGCACACGCGGUCUAUGUGUAAAUGUUCACUGAUUAAUUACCCGCGUUUGGAUAAAAACUUUUAGAACACGUUAACGGUAAUACGGAUUUUCAUCUCGAUAGUACGGUACUAGUAGAAGUAGUUUUGUAUUCCUAAUGUGUUUAGGAUAAGGUUGCUUGUUAUUUUAGUAUCAUAAUAUAAUAUCAUUAUGUGUAGCCAUUUAAUAUAUACAACUAGUUUGACGACUAAUUAUAGGAGAAAGCGUUUGUAUAUGUGUAAGAAAUCAGAAUACAAUUGAUCGGAAACAUUAUUUUUAUUUUUAGUUCAAUAAUUUAGUUUUAUUUUUGUUUAAUUAUAAUGUGCUUCGUGGGACCCGACGCCCGAUCAGUUGUAUGUUGUACGCAAAUGAUUGUACAUUUCAUUGUAUUGGGUCUGUUUUUAUUACUUUAGUGGUAAUAGUUUUUCUUGCAAGUCAAAUCGAUUGCCCUUGCUCUUAUGUAAAUUCACGCUUAAAAUGUGUCUCUAAAUAGUCGACCACGGCUCUAUACAUUUAGUUAUUACUAAAGACCAUUUUAAAUCGAGGCCAUUGGUAGAUAUUUCUUCAUGUCGAAUGUUGCACAAGUAACAACGCAUAAAGAAAUGAAAAUAUUGUUAUUGGAUUUAAAACGCCAUAACGGCAUAAGGAAGUGUUUAUUUAUUUUGUUUAAGCAACUAAUAUUUUAUAUUAUUAUAUUGGGCGGAGCAAGUCCCAACACAAACUUCAUGCUGUUAGCAUUGUAUAACAAUAAAAAUAAUAAAAUAUUACAACUUGUUUUACUUCUA